Messenger RNA from Vigna angularis (adzuki bean), 1406 nucleotides. RefSeq lists its product as uncharacterized. Gene Ontology annotation, cellular component: mitochondrion; ribosome. Lineage: Eukaryota; Viridiplantae; Streptophyta; Magnoliopsida; Fabales; Fabaceae. The record is from RefSeq and is a predicted model, not a curated record. Gene Ontology annotation, biological process: translation. Gene Ontology annotation, molecular function: structural constituent of ribosome. Bases 197 to 865 code for a protein of 222 amino acids. The transcript is spliced from 6 exons.
UACCUUUUUGAAGUUUCAAUGAAACAUCUUUAAACCCUAUAACCAGGUCCAACAUUGAACCUUUCAGUUUCAGCUCAAAACUCUGCGUUCACGGAAGCCCGGUGAAGAAAGUUUCGGGCUUUGAAUGCCCACACCCUAAUUGAGUUCUUUGGUUACGUGAGGAAAAAGGUGACUGUGUAUCUGAAUCCAAACCUGAAUGGGUUAUCUUCAAUUUGGAAGACAUGGUGUUAGGAAGAUCAUUAGAUCUAGAGAUAUCAGUUAUGAUAAUGUUGUGGUAAACCCACUCCUGUUUGCUUCCCAAGGGCUUCGUUACAAGAGGAAGCUCCAAGUCAUCCUUACAACUGACAUAGAUAAGCUGGGAAAGGCAGGUGAUACUGUCAAAGUUGCCCCUGGAUAUUUUCGCAACCACCUAAUGCCUAAGCUCCUUGCUUUCCCUAACAUCGAUAAGUUUGCUUAUCUUCUCAACGAGCAGCGCAAGAUCUAUCAACCAACUGAGGAAGAAAAACAAGAAGAUCUCACUGUAGUUAAAGAAUCGAAGGAAGAUAAGAUGAAAGAUUAUGAAAGAGCUGCACUACGUCUUGAUAAAGCUAAGCUGGUCUUGCGGAGGUUAAUUGAUGUUCAAAAGGCCAAGUCACGUGAAUCCAAAGCUGACCCCUUGGAAUUACGUUUUGCUGUGACAAAAGACAAUCUUGUGGCUGAGGUGGCGAGACAACUCUGCGUGAACAUUGCACCCGAUAACCUGCAUCUUCCAUCACCUUUAUCGACGUUGGGAGAAUAUGAGGUGCCACUGCGAUUACCAAUAUCCAUCCCCCUGCCAGAGGGCAAGCUUAAUUGGAGUUUGAAAGUUAAAAUCAGGAGUAAAUAAAUCACUCUCUUGUGGAAUUCCGUUCACAGGGGAUGAAAUUAUUGCUUUGUGCUGAUAGUCAUCAAAUUAAACCCGGGGAUUAAAAGAGUUUGACAUGUUUUUAUUUAUAGAAAACAUAAAUGUUGACACAUUUAACAAUGUCUUUUCCAUAUUCUGUUAUGACUGAGUGAAAUCUCAUGUUCUUUGACACUCCUUUACAUAAAGUUAGCUCGUUGUCAAAUUGAUUUUUUGUUUAUCUAUCACUUCCAAUCUAUGAACAGAUCAUUCAACUUCAAAUUAGAGUCCUUAGGGGUUGGGGCUGGUUUGGAAGUGAUAAAUGUAAUGUCUUGGAGACGUAGCGGAGUAUACAUCCUUUGGCUCAGCGAAUACCGAUGGAAGACGUGGAUAUUUCCAACCCUAAAAUGUACAUCAAAUCUGAGUACUUUUAUAAGUUAAAGCAUUUUCGUAAGAGGGCUGCGCUUUGUGUAUUUGACUCUUGCUAGGACAAGAUAUUGUUACGCAUUUUGGGUAUUAGAAGAGCCAACUAAUACUACAUUGUUUA